AAGCACGAAAUAAUGAUAAUAAAUAAGCGACACAGAAUCACAGUAGGAUUUCGUACUCGUACUCGUGAUAUCGUCAUAAAUUAGACGCACGAUUCCAGUGUUAUGGAACCAAAACUCACGCAAUGAGAAGCAGGACGGUGACCACCUUAUCCGCUACAUGAUAAAGACACCCCUAUUCUUAGAUAUUGAAGAGUAACAAACAAAUCUCUCGACGCCAUGCUAAAACGCAAGCCAGCCUCGAUGCGGAGAAAAUCCUUCGGAGGCCAAAACGGUGUUGGGAUAUAUUGGCGCAAACGCGCCAUUCCGACAAGCGUUGGGGCGGAGGGAACCGAUGAAACAGAUCAAAAGAAACUCCUACAGGACGGGACCGAGUUCCCCAAGGCAGAUACCGCAGGCAAUAGUUUCGCCGCAGAGACCAAGGAACAUCAGGGAGAGGCCAAGCUAGCGAUCUCCCUCGAUGACAUGGCCGACGAGGUACCAAUCAUUGGGUGGGACGACGAUCUCUGCCGUCCGAUUUAUCCCUAUCGGGCGCCUCCGUCGGAUGAAUGUGCCAUGCUCAGCAAUGACGACGACAACGACGAACAAAAUGUCGGCGCCGAGGAAGAUCUCUCGGGACGAAGCAGCAGCAAUAGCACUACCGAAGAUUCCUUUUUGGUCGAAGAGAACACUUACACCGAUGCAGAUGUGGAUGCGAACGAAUCUACAUCAACUCAUGGGGAGCCCGCCAAUGGUGAAAAAAACAGCAACGCGCUCUUUCAGUUCCCCCCUCUCACUCGUAGAAGAACCAAGACCUUCGGUAGCCGGGGAAAGCGUCCGAGACCUAUUUCGUUGAUUCUGUCGCAGGAGGAUCGCGACAUGGACGCUGGAGAAUCCUUCUCGUCGUCCAUUGACCAGGGACCUCGCAGGGUUUCUUUAGAAUCCUCCAAUAGUAAUUCUUCGACUGACGAAAAGGACAGUAGCAAUAUAGUCAAUGAAAGCGAAGACUCCGAAUCUGGUUCCAAGGACGGAAGAACUCGAACGUUCGGAGCCGGAAAGGCGAGCGCUGCCGCUGCGGACAAACCCGGCCAAGCACGGCGGUCAAAGAAGCAAAGAGCCGACGAAUCAUCGUUGAAAAAAGCCCGAGACUACUUUGAAAAACUGGACCAGACCCAGAGCCUUACUCUGGAUACCGCCCAGUCACCAACCAUUUCCAGCAGGGUCACCAGGACCUCUCACAAAACCAAUCUCGACAGCCCCGGAAUCAACCGAUCGUAUAGGGCCUACACAGAGGCGAUUCGCGGGUGCGGCGAGUCGGGGCUUUCGCCACUCUCGAUUCGGGACUAUGUCUCGAGUCGCAGAAUCCACUUCGAAAACAAGGGUGAGAUGGUGGACGGGUUCUUGGAUGAUUAAUUGGUUUUGGUCUGGAAACGCACGCUUUCGAAGGAGGCGAAAGUGAGUGGCCUCGUAAACGUACAGGGUGUCACUAUUAAAAUAGUGAAAAGCACGUUGUUGAACCUAGUUAAAUGUGUUUUUUAAAGAACAAGACCUAUUGUGGGAUCAACGCACAAAGAGGGAUUCGAAAGAAUUCGGUGGAACGCUAAUCUAGACGACGU
Messenger RNA from Pseudo-nitzschia multistriata, 1592 nucleotides. NCBI's taxonomy places the organism in Eukaryota, Bacillariophyta, Bacillariophyceae, Bacillariales, Bacillariaceae. The record is from the annotation of a GenBank genome assembly.